Messenger RNA from Carassius carassius (crucian carp), 1993 nucleotides. RefSeq names its product solute carrier family 25 member 17 (gene slc25a17). NCBI's taxonomy places the organism in Eukaryota, Metazoa, Chordata, Actinopteri, Cypriniformes, Cyprinidae. Gene Ontology annotation, biological process: transmembrane transport. Gene Ontology annotation, molecular function: ATP transmembrane transporter activity; NAD transmembrane transporter activity; coenzyme A transmembrane transporter activity. The record is from RefSeq and is a predicted model, not a curated record. The transcript is spliced from 9 exons. Gene Ontology annotation, cellular component: peroxisomal membrane. The coding region runs from base 150 to 1103 and encodes 317 amino acids.
UGGCUAAAUCGGAGCCGGAAGUGGACGUUGACAGGGAAAUCUCUUCUCUGGAGCUCUGUAUUCCUCUCAAAUCAGAACUCAGUAGACUUUUUGCUUUUUAGCUAAAUAAAAUAAAGUCACACUGCAAUCGCAGCUAACAGUUUCCAGGGAUGGGCUCUAAAGAUCUGAAACUCCUGGAUGUGUUUUCAUACGAUAGUCUCGUGCAUGCAGUCGCCGGUGCGAUGGGCAGUGUAACAGCAAUGACUGUUUUCUUUCCUCUUGACACAGCCCGGCUCAGGCUGCAAGUCGAUGACAAGCGGAAAGCCAAAUCUACCCCAGCCAUUCUGUCUGAGAUCAUCAAGGAGGAGGGUCUGUUAGCUCCAUAUAGAGGCUGGUUUCCAGUGAUCUGCAGCCUUUGUUGCUCAAACUUCGUCUACUUCUAUUGUUUCCAUAGUCUGAAGGCCACCUGGCUGCAAGGUCAGAGGUCAACACCAGGACGAGACCUCCUUUUUGGCAUUGCUGCAGGUGUAGUUAAUGUUCUUGUGACCACUCCGCUCUGGGUGGUCAAUACCAGACUGAAACUGCAGGGGGCGAGAUUCAGAAAUGAAGACAUACAGCCCACGCACUACAAUGGAAUUAUUGAUGCGUUUGUACAGAUCAUGCAGCAGGAGGGAGUGGGUGCGUUAUGGAACGGGACGUUUCCCUCCCUGCUGCUGGUGCUCAAUCCAGCCGUGCAGUUCAUGAUCUACGAGGGUCUGAAGAGGCAGCUCACGAGGGGCGUCCACAGAGAGCUCUCCUCAGUGGAGGUGUUUCUGAUUGGAGCCAUUGCCAAGGCUGUUGCGACCACCAUAACGUACCCUCUACAGACGGUUCAGUCUGUUCUACGGUUCGGACAGCAUGGGCAGCCUGCAGGUCAGUCCAAACUCCUGAACAGCCUGAGAUCUGUCAUGUAUCUGCUGAUCAACAGAGUCAGGAAGUGGGGCAUGCUGGGAUUGUUUAAAGGCCUGGAGGCGAAGCUGCUUCAGACGGUCCUCACUGCUGCACUGAUGUUCUUGCUGUACGAGAAGAUCGCCAGCACCACCUUCAGGGUCAUGGGCGUCAGACGCACAGUGACGGCCCACUGACCUCUCACAGGAUGUUUAUUAGCCCACCGAUGUCAUAGGAACGGAGUAUAGCUGUGUAAUGAAAAAUAGUCAAUUGAUAUGGUUUUUUUUUUAUUUAAAUUUUUUUAAGAUCUAAACACUCAAAAUGGACAGGAACAAUCAAAGGUUUAGACACACUUGACUCAGUUUGUUUCUCAUGAUCUAUAAAACAUUUUGACCUAUAGGCUUCAGUAAUUGUAAGAAAAUAAAAUCUAAAUAUUAGGGGGGAAAUUAAAAUGAAAAUUAAAAAUAUUGCUUUGGCAGCUAACUAAGAUAAAUAAUUAAGUUGUACAUAUGAAAAUGACUAAAACUAAAAAGCUACAUAGAAAAAAAAAAACUUACACUAAUAGUAGAAUGAAGACUGAAAAUAUAAAACAAUAACUAAUUUAAAAUAUUAAUGUAUACUAUUAUUAUUAUUAUGUAUAUAUUAUUAAUAACGUUAUUAGUAUAUACAUAAUACUGAAAUACUAAUUCUUAGAUUAGAAGGUUUAUAGUAUAAACUAGAUAUAAAAUGUGUAAAAUUUUGAUGAUGAAAUAUAGAACAUUUAAUUUGUGCUCCUUUUUUUGUAUAAUUCUCACUUCUAUUUGUGUUAUUUCAUAUAUGAAUAACUUGACUAUUAUUCAGAAAUUCUUAAGAAAAUACUAAAAGAAAGCGUGUGUCCAAACUUUUGAUUGAUAGUGCAUUAAUAUAAAUAAUUAUCACAAAUAAGAUGUAUGCAAAUGCAAUAGUACUGAAAUGAAUCACACUUAUAUUAUAAUUAUUGCAAUAUGUACUCUUUAAUGCAAAAUUGCCUCAAUAGGUCAAUACCUUGGUCAGUAUUUCAUGGUUUUUUUUUUUUUUUUAUAAUAUUUCAUUUAAAAUAUGAUCUGAU